UGUAGCUGCUUAACAGCGCCCAUACUGCACGGAGCAUGGAGGGCGGUACGGAUAUGAAGGUGGAAAUGUUAUCGCCUGAGCCCUAUUCGGAUUCUCUUUUGAAGAAGUUACAGGACCAGGAUCCCACCACCAUGCUUGGGAUCGUUGUUGCAGUGCUUGUAAUUCUCGUUACGAUAGUGAUUCUGAAAAUAUUCUGGGGGAGAAAAUCGACUAGGAGCGCUGUCCUUCUGGUUGGGCUGUGCGAUUCUGGGAAGACCCUUCUCUUCAGUCGACUACUGACGGGAAAAUUCAGAUUGACUCAAACGUCCAUCACAGAAAGCAGUGCCCUUUACAAACCGAAAAACGACACGGGCAGUGGCUUGACACUGAUUGACCUCCCUGGGCAUGAGAGCCUACGUCCACAAUGUGUGGAAAAGUUCAAGUCAGCUGCCAGGGCAAUCGUGUUUGUGGUGGACAGCGCCGUCUUCCAGAAGGAGGUGCGAGACGUGGCAGAGUUCAUGUACUCGCUAUUGACAGACAGUGUGGUGGCCAAAAAUGCUCCGACGCUGCUGGUGGUCUGCAACAAACAAGAUAUCACCAUGGCAAAGUCAGCCAAAUUGAUCCAGCAGCAGUUGGAAAAGGAGCUGAACACGCUGCGAGUGACACGAUCUGCAGCCCUGAGCGCCCAGGAUGGAUCAGCAGGGGGUGCCAGCGUGUACCUGGGUAAGAAGGGCAAGGACUUUGAGUUCUCCCAGCUACCCAUGCGUGUGGAGUUUGUGGAAUGCAGUGCCCGUGGCAACAAGGGUGACGAAGGGGAGGCUGGCAUUGAAAAUCUUGAGAAAUGCCUGGCAAAACUGGUGUAACAAAAAUCAGACUCCAACCUCUUACUGCUGUCAUGCUCAGCCACCUGACCAACCAUCUCUCAGAACAGCCCAGCUACAAGGGCAGCAAAUGUCUUUGUGGACACUGCUGUUUCUGAAGGCUGUCGUGUCAGUGCUGCCGUUUCUGCAGGCUGUCGUGUCAGUGCUGCUGUGUCUUCAGGUUUACGCAUGGUGAAUCAUGUCUUUGAUUCAACGUUUCAUCAUUUCCAAAGAAAGAAGGUAAAAACAGCCUCAGAAAUUUACUGAAAUAAUGUCCGGCAUUGCAUCUGCUCUGGGACCCCUAUUCCAUUAUUCCAAUAGUGUGCAAGACUACAUAAAUACAUUGUAUUACCUCCUCUGUCAAAGUAUGUCACACUGUUGAAUGUUCUUAUGCUGUAGUUUUAGGCACACAUUUGAACACAGUGAGAUUGAUAGGGCUGAACAGUAUCACAGUGUGUGUGUAUCACACAAUCUGUUCAGCCGUAUCAGCUCUCUUGCAGUUAGAAUUGUAGUUGCUUUCCUGUCUAGCUCUAGAUUAUGUAUUGCUGCAACGUGAUGCAUAAUAAUUCUCUGCUCCCAUUAGGAGUAGACUUGAAAAGCCACAUAUUGAAGUCAACUGUUCUGUGCACUUCAGACUAUUUUUUUGAUGUCUAGGUUAUAUAGCAGUCUCAGCUUUGUGCCUUGUUUGGGUUAAGAACUGAAUACAUUUGAAAAAGUAUUUCAACUAUAGAUUGUUAGUGUGGAUAUUUGUGCAUGGUGCAUAUAUUUUUUAUCCUUUUGAGAUUUGAUGAUGGAAUGAUAGGCCUGUUAGAUUGGCCAUAUGGAAGCCAACAAGGAAUGUUGUUACUUUUGCAUUGUUCAGCCCAUAAAUAAAAAAGGAUAUUGAGAGUGGUC
Megalops cyprinoides (Indo-Pacific tarpon) is the source of this 1733-nucleotide messenger RNA. RefSeq names its product SRP receptor subunit beta (gene srprb). Bases 36 to 842 code for a protein of 268 amino acids. Gene Ontology annotation, biological process: protein targeting to ER. The transcript has 7 exons. The record is from RefSeq and is a predicted model, not a curated record. Gene Ontology annotation, molecular function: GTP binding. Gene Ontology annotation, cellular component: signal recognition particle receptor complex. NCBI's taxonomy places the organism in Eukaryota, Metazoa, Chordata, Actinopteri, Elopiformes, Megalopidae.